This is a messenger RNA of Trematosphaeria pertusa, 2270 nucleotides long. RefSeq lists its product as uncharacterized. Gene Ontology annotation, molecular function: nucleic acid binding; 3'-5' exonuclease activity; nucleotide binding. The transcript has a single exon. Gene Ontology annotation, cellular component: nucleus; cytoplasm. Gene Ontology annotation, biological process: nucleobase-containing compound metabolic process. The coding region runs from base 149 to 2062 and encodes 637 amino acids. Lineage: Eukaryota; Fungi; Ascomycota; Dothideomycetes; Pleosporales; Trematosphaeriaceae. The record is from RefSeq and is a predicted model, not a curated record.
UCCUAACUCUUGUCUCCAUUUUGUAUACUCUUGUCCCUUGUACUUCCUUGACGCUGAUCUGGCGCGUAUUACACCCCUUGGAAGACUCCUCCCCGUUCUCCUGGCGACCUGCCGGACUUGCGCUCUUCGCCGACGCGGGCAAGUAUACAUGGGCGACCAGGCCCCUGCCAGACCAGAUGCAGCGGAAGGAAAGGGCAGCGCUGAGGUGGAAUGGCCGCUCCCAUACCGACUUCGACCGCCACAGCAGCACGAGCAGAAGCCGCACUGGACGCAUCAUCUCUAUCGAGGUCCCAAUAACGAGGCCGUUGAAGUAUUGUACAGCAGCAACAAGGCUCAGUCGGAGGCAUUGGCUCAGAGAUUUCUCAAUGAACCUAUCUUAGGGUUCGAUCUAGAGUGGCCGAUGCCCUGGAACUGGACCAAACCCGAAAAGACACUCAAGGACGAGAUUGCUCUCUUGCAGAUCGCAAGCCCGGACAAAAUCGCCCUGUUCCACCUCGGCCUUCACAGUGGCACCGAGCCUACUGAUCUCAUUUGCCCGUCCUUGCGGAAGAUCAUCGAAUCCCCAGCUAUCACGAAGACUGGGCACAACAUCAUGGCAGCCGACUGCAGCAAGUUGAAGAAACAUUUCUCCCUGGUACCUCGAGCUAUCUUCGAACUGAGCCAUCUGCAUUACUUAGUCAUGCAUGGCCAAAACGAGCCCUCGAAAGUUCUCACUAAGAUAGGUGGGAUUAGCCUGGCAGAGCUCGUCAGAAUCCACCUUGGGUAUGAGAUGUUAAAAGAUGGAAAGGUCAGGAAGAGUAACUGGAAGAGGCCGCUCAAUGAAAGACAGAAGACUUAUGCAGCAGCAGAUGCAUAUGCUGGCGUCAUGCUCUACCAUUGCUUGAACGCGAAAAGAGUGGCUAUGGACCCUAAGCCACCCAUGCCAUUACUAGCAGACCGCUAUCUACCAUUCGGAUCAGCAAAGCAAGAAGCUGUUCGACUCCUACCCUCGAAAGAAGGCGAGACAUUCGCAACGGCUGCUGUCGUUUUUGGAGUGGAGGAGUUGCAACAGGAAGAAAAGCAGCAAAACUCAGGAACAGACCCUGUAUCGAAAGACAGCGUUCCGAAAAACCGAGCAACGAAGGCCUGUAAAGAGCGGCCCAAACUGGACACGAAAUCACAAGCCCUAUUCGACCAAUUAUCACUUCGUCGCAAAGUUCUUGCGAAGGCGGAAGGCGUGCCUGCGUUUCGAGUCGCGUCGGAUGCCGUACUUGAAUCCCUCGCGCGAGAGCGUCCGGAGGACGACGAUGCACUACUCAGUGUGAAGGGAAUCGGUAAAAAGCAGCAAGACAAGUAUGGGGCAGAAUGGCUGGAAGUGAUCGCUCAAUUUCUGGCAAUAAACGAGAUCGUACCGCUUGAGCCACUUGAAUCAAUACCGCAGGUAACAUCGGCGUCCGCUCUAGAUACGCAGCGUAAGGCACGACCUGCUACGCCCACUCGUCAACCCCGACGUCGAAAGCAGCCACCGGAAAAUUCUCCAGAUUCGUCUCCGGCGUUUGGAAACCCCGUACGCCCUCCACCCCAGCUACACACCGGGCUAUCUUUCGGGCUGGCGGGAACGCAGCUCUCGGACGAUGGAGCGACUGUGGAUGGUCCAUCUCAGACCGAAGCUCAUGAGCCCGUGGAAGAAGCUUCAGAAGGGGAGUCGGAUAGCUCUUUAGCUUUCUUUACGCCUCUCUCCAGACCAGGAUCGCUCAAACGAAAGCGAUCCGAAAGUCCACUCGACACGUAUAUUCCAGGCCCAAGUGAAAAGGACACCGCACCUCUUACUCCGAGAUCUAGGAUAUUCCGCAACAAGAUUGUGGCUUUCAGCAGGCAAGUCACAGGGAAGCUUAAGUCGCGGCCAGCGGAUGCAGGUCCAGUUGUAUCGGAGACGACAAUCGACCGAAUUGUUGCGGUGGCGCCUCGGACGCUGGAAGAACUGCAUCGGAUACCGGGCAUUGAGGGGUUUGUCCAGGCGUGUAAAGAGACGGAAGUGGACCUGUUGAAGAACAUCAUGAAGUUUGCGCCAGUGAAGUUUUAACAGACCCCUAAAUCUAGGCGAUUGAAUCUUUUCGAAACAAGACCGACGACACCAAGCUUCUUCAGUUGCUCUGUACGAUGCGCACAGCGGUUGUUUGCAUCUUCGGUUCCUUCAGGGUCAGCGAAAGAUGACGUCUCAAUAGGCAGAUGGCAUUCGGCAUACAAAGAUGUUAUCUGGGGAAAGGAUUUCUGUAUUGAGAAAGGUUAGG